AUGAACAGAGCAAAGAAGGUGGUUGCUUCAGUCUCCACCCUUUUAACAAGACGAACCUUUUAUCCUUCUCCUACUUUCCGGUGCGAUCCCCUCCCGACCGUUUCGGCUAAUUCAGAAUCCCACUGGAGCCACGAAUCGCUGCAACCUUCUCCUUCAGCUCAGGAGCUCCGAUUUUCCAGGAGACGUUUUUGCUCGGGGUCUUCCGACAAGAGAAUCACCGUGUGCUGGAACUGUGGUUUCUCGUCUGAAAAAGCUGCGUUUUUGUUCUGUGACUCGUGCCGCAGCAUUCAACCAAUCGAUGAUUCAAUCGAUUACUUUCAGAUAUUUGGCUUGGAGAGGAAGUAUGAGUUAGAUGGUGGAAGCCUUGAAGGCAAAUACAAAGACUGGCAGAAGAAGCUUCAUCCUGAUUUAGUUCACAACAAAUCUCAGAAAGAAAGAGAUUACGCAGCGGACCAGUCUGCAAAGGUUACUGAAGCUUACCGGACAUUAACCAAGAGACUGUCAAGGGCAAUGUAUAUCAUGAAGCUGAAUGGUAAACAUGUCAAUGAAGAAGAAACAAUAACAGAUCCAACCUUGUUAAUGGAGAUUAUGGAACUCCGAGAGUCGAUUGCAGAAGCAAAUGAUUCAAAAGAGUUAGACCAGAUCAGAUCUCAGGUACAAGAGAAACUGAAGCAAUGGUCUGACUCUUUUGUUGAAGCCUUUGAAAGCCACAGGUUUGAUGAAGCUGUAAAAUGUAUUCAGAGAAUGACUUACUACGAGCGAGCUUGUGAAGAAAUUGUCAAGAAGCUAUGA
Eruca vesicaria subsp. sativa (arugula) is the source of this 792-nucleotide messenger RNA. The record is from the annotation of a GenBank genome assembly. Lineage: Eukaryota; Viridiplantae; Streptophyta; Magnoliopsida; Brassicales; Brassicaceae.